AAUUAGCCAGAAAAGAACUGUGUCUUACCACAGCGGGGGAGGGACUUUUCCUCAUGACCUUCUGAAUGCCAAGGGAGUUACAGUGAUUUUUCCUCAGCUCUGCUUUUAGUUACUGCAGCAGAAACUUCUAGGACAGAUUUCUGCACUAAAAUAUUUCUAUCCUCUUGCUUUUAUGUCAUUUUUACAGCUCACUUUUUAUGAACAGGAAAAUACCUUUUUUUUUUAAGUAAAAAGUGAUGAAGCACAAAUAUCUGUCUGACAUGCUUUGUGGUCUGUUUCCUGCUGCUGUGACCCAUGAUAAGUUAGUUCUGAUGUCUUGCUCUGUUGGCUGAAAGUAACUCACGGUGUGACAGUGAGGAUAAAACUUCCAAAUUUUUGGUGGAUGAUUAGACCUGUAAUACCUUAUUUUGCUCAAGCAUUAUUCCUUAUCUUGUUUAAGUAUUAUAAAUGUAAAAAUCUUUCACGGGUCAAAGAAUGUGCAGUUGAUCCUUCCAUGCGUCCUCACUGCAUGUCAUGUGCAGACAAAAUGAAGUGCUAAAGUUGCAUCCUUACUGUGCAAAUCCACAGAAAACCCGCUGCACAAAUCAGCCUUUUUUACAAGGACACAUUUAUAAUCAUCCAGAUGUAGCUGCAGAGAUUGCUUUGGCACUUUUAUCUUUUUUUCUUUGAUAUGGUCUUACAAGCUCUGGCAUGAAGAUAACUAUAAAGCAGCUGGAGAAUGGAAAAUAUCUGUUAAAAAUCAAAUAUGACAUGUUCAUCCUGAAUAGGAAUGUGCUUCUUAGUUAUACAACUGUCAUUCUGUAUUUAACUGCAUUUACAAGACUUGUCUUGUUACCUUCUUGGGAGUUCACACUCCCAAGGUUAUUCGGCACUCCCUCAGGCUAUAAAUUACAGGCACAUGCCUACUGAAGUGUGAUUUCUUAUUUUUAUAAAAAAGCCCAACCCUUACAUCCCAUGUUUUGCUGGAAAGAGGCUUCUUUGUGCGCCAAGCCUUUAAACUGUGAACAACCAGUUACUUACUGCUUUCACAUUUUUGGAUUGUGUUGCUCAAGGAUCUUGGUCAAUUCCUCUCACCAUGAAGAGUUUUACUCUUCUUUUUCUAGUUGUUAUCUGUGGCACGGGAGGAUUGGGGCAGAAGCUGAAGCCAAAGAAAAGAAGCAAUGGUGAAGAAAUCAAAUUUCGGACUAAAACCAAGGACGUUUGUACAAUGAGCAUUAGUGGGGAUGAUGAGGAGAUGAAACUUAGAGUUGAAUGCAAAAACCAAGACAUGUCCUACUGGUGUGAAUUCACUGGCAAGCCUUCAGUCUGUCGUGCUUUCAGAAACAAUCCAAAGAUUUACUGGAAUCAGAUCGCCGCAGAACUUAGAAAGAUCCCUCAUGCUUGUGAAUCCACGGAAGUGUUGAAGAUCUCCAUGUGCCAGAAGGCUCCUCCAGAGGCUCUCAUGAAGCAAAUAGCUGCUGGUGUGGAGCCAGAAGAGCUAGCAAACCAGGAAGAAUCAGUCCAGAAAAUGUCCACUUCUAUGCGAGGAGCAGGGCAAUGGUCUGAAAAUGAAACAGAAGCCAUGAAACUGGCACGGGAACAUUGCUGGGAAUCCCUGCAUGAUUUCUGCUCCUACAUUAUUGGCAUCUUUAGGGGUUAAGGACUUACUUCAGACCAAAAUUGCUACAGCUGAAGAAGGGUCCUUGCUGUAGUUUAACAAUUUAGACAUAAGAAUUUUGGUUUAAAAAUGAGUUUUCUCUGUAAGUCUUAUAGCUGUUUUCCUUUUGUGCCCCUAAAAUAAAAAUUUUUAACAGCCCUGAAAAGUGCAUGAAACUGGAGUGACUGUGUUUAAAGUGUUAGGAUGAACUAAUUGUCCCUAGGCUUGUUACACACUUAGGUGUGCAUUUAAAUAACCAAGGUCCUGCUUUAGGAGUGCUGAGUUUGCAUAGGUUUUUGUGUGUGCUGAUUUGCUUUAGUUUGUUAGAGAUGAAAGCUGUUAAUGAUGAUACAG
This is a messenger RNA of Empidonax traillii (willow flycatcher), 1990 nucleotides long. It is a transcript of the gene FGFBP2, whose product is annotated as fibroblast growth factor binding protein 2. Gene Ontology annotation, molecular function: growth factor binding. NCBI's taxonomy places the organism in Eukaryota, Metazoa, Chordata, Aves, Passeriformes, Tyrannidae. Gene Ontology annotation, biological process: cell-cell signaling. The transcript is spliced from 2 exons. Bases 1076 to 1639 code for a protein of 187 amino acids. The record is from RefSeq and is a predicted model, not a curated record.